AUGCCCUUCUAUGCACUUCUUUUAAGUGUAGAGUCUAAAAAUCUGGCAACUACAUAUCUCCUGCCCUUGCCAGCUAAAACCUCUGCUUGGAUUCUACCAACUAAAGGUUUUGAACUUUCACAUUGUGAGGAUCCUGGCAUCCCACAAUUUGGAUACAAAAUCAGCGACCAAGGGCAUUUUGCUGGUAGCACUAUCAUUUAUGGAUGCAAUCCAGGCUACACUCUCCAUGGAAGCAGCCUUCUCAAGUGCAUGACAGGGGAGAGAAGGGCAUGGGACUAUCCUCUGCCAUCCUGUAUUGCUGAAUGUGGAGGCCGUUUUAAAGGAGAAUCAUCAGGAAGAAUUUUAUCUCCUGGUUAUCCCUUUCCAUAUGACAAUAAUCUGCGUUGCAUGUGGAUGAUUGAGGUAGAUCCAGGAAACAUUGUCAGCCUGCAGUUUCUUGCUUUUGAUACGGAAGCAUCACAUGAUAUACUCCGAGUUUGGGAUGGUCCACCUGAAAAUGAGAUGCUUUUAAAGGAAAUUAGUGGGUCUCUUAUUCCCGAAGGAAUCCAUAGCACUCUCAACGUAGUGACCAUUCAGUUCGACACAGAUUUUUAUAUCAGCAAAUCUGGAUUUGCAAUUCAGUUUUCAAGUUCAGUUGCCACUGCAUGUCGUGACCCAGGGGUUCCUAUGAAUGGAACUCGAAAUGGGGAUGGACGAGAACCUGGAGACACUGUGAUUUUUCAGUGUGACCCAGGAUAUGAACUUCAAGGAGAGGAAAGAAUAACCUGCAUUCAGGUAGAAAAUCGAUACUUCUGGCAGCCCAGCCCUCCAGUUUGUAUAGCACCCUGUGGAGGCAAUUUAACAGGAUCUUCAGGAUUUAUUCUUUCACCAAACUUCCCUCAUCCAUAUCCCCAUAGUAGGGACUGUGACUGGACUAUCACCGUCAAUGCAGACUAUGUUAUCUCCUUGGCAUUUAUCAGUUUUAGCAUAGAACCAAACUAUGAUUUCCUCUAUAUAUAUGAUGGGCCAGACAGUAAUAGUCCCUUGAUUGGAAGCUUUCAAGACAGCAAAUUACCGGAGAGGAUAGAAAGCAGCUCAAAUAACAUGCAUUUGGCUUUUCGGAGUGAUGGAUCUGUUAGUUACACUGGAUUUCAUUUAGAAUAUAAAGCAAAACUCCGAGAGUCCUGCUUUGAUCCAGGCAAUAUAAUGAAUGGCACCAGACUGGGAAUGGAUUAUAAAUUAGGGUCAACAGUAACCUAUUACUGUGAUGCUGGUUACAUUCUUCAAGGAUAUUCAACACUUACCUGUAUCAUGGGAGAUGAUGGAAGACCUGGAUGGAAUAGAGUCUUACCAAGUUGUCAUGCACCAUGUGGAAGUCGUUCAACAGGUUCAGAAGGCACUGUUCUAUCACCAAACUAUCCAAAAAAUUACAGUGUGGGACAUAAUUGUGUUUAUUCUAUAGCAGUUCCCAAGGAGUUUGCACCUAGUUUCUAUGACAGCAGUGAAUAUAAAAAGACAGCAAAGGGCAUUUCAGCUCAUCUUGUCAACCUGACAAUCUGUUCUACUUUGGCACUGAGAAGACAAUGUGUCCUUUGCUGA
Molecule: messenger RNA, 1578 nt
Organism: Capra hircus (goat)
Lineage: Eukaryota; Metazoa; Chordata; Mammalia; Artiodactyla; Bovidae
Product: CUB and sushi domain-containing protein 3-like
Exons: 10
Coding region: 1-1578 (525 amino acids)
Source: RefSeq, a predicted model, not a curated record